CUUUCAAUCGCGUCUGUUGUCUUCACUGAGGCUGUUCACGCCGGAUGUGAAGCUGCACGUGCCACCACGCCUGCGAUGCUGCUGGCUCCGCUUCAACGAUUUAUUCUCGGCAUAGCAACCAUAGCACAGCUCACGCAUGCGCAGUAAACCAUUUUGGGGGGAGCCCUGACACUGAGUAGUUGCCAUCAGUUUGCAACGCGCUUAUGCAGGUGGGUGAGGUUCCGUCGGGCGAGGCAAUUUCAAGGACAGGCUCCCCCUCCCCGGCAGCCAUGGAACAGCUGAUACUGGAGGUCCGGAAAUACCCGUGCCUGUACAACACGGCCCUGGAAGGCUACAGGGACAUGUACUGGAAGGACAGCUGCUGGGAGGAGAUCGCCAAGAACCUUGGCUGGGAAUCUAAAGACAUCAAACGUGAGUGGAAGAAGCUGCGAGACUGCUUCCGUCAGGCCCUGGCCCGCAGGAAGGCGAACGGUCUGGCGGCCAAGAAUCGCAAAGGCUGGCGCUAUGAGAAGCAAAUGGAGUUUCUAAUUCCAUUUAUGAGCUCAAAAGACACAACCAUCGAGGACAUACAAGAUGAUGGUGUUGAAGACGAAACGACUAUACACAUAAAAACUGAAGUGCAUGACCCAUUGUCUGAAGAAGGUAACGCACCUACACACUUACAAACUGACCUACAAGACCCGUUGUCUGCUGCUUCCUUCACCUCUAACGAAGAUGAUGAAUGGCGAACUCCGAAAGUUAAACGCAAGUUGUCUCCCCCCAUUGAUGUGGGCAAGGUCGUCAUUUACAUGCAGGAGAAAGAAGAAGGCGCUCCACAGAAAGAUGACUUAGACCACUUCUUCAUCAGUUUAUGCAAGUCAACGAGGAAACUGUCUCGCAGGAUGCAAAACAAGGUGAAGAAAGACUUCCUAGAAAUCAUGAUGCAGGCAGAAGAGGAAGACAUGGAAAUGGCUCCGUAAGAUUCCCAGCACCUUGCACACCAUCACCAGCACAGUACAACCUCCAUCCCUACACACUACCUUACACAUCUUCCCCAGCACAGUGCACGCCCUCCACUGCAUCUCAAACAACCGCAGCAAUACUUGAGUAACAUGGAUAUACAUUGUAACCUGUAAAAUCUUAUGAAUAAAUAUUCUUAAUUACAAGUACA
Molecule: messenger RNA, 1150 nt
Organism: Eriocheir sinensis (Chinese mitten crab)
Lineage: Eukaryota; Metazoa; Arthropoda; Malacostraca; Decapoda; Varunidae
Exons: 3
Coding region: 204-959 (251 amino acids)
Biological process (GO): regulation of transcription by RNA polymerase II
Cellular component (GO): nucleus; transcription regulator complex
Molecular function (GO): DNA binding
Source: RefSeq, a predicted model, not a curated record